UAAUUCUUUAUAUAUACCAACCCUAUCUUCAACUAUACUACAAAACAUACUCCCAUAGUAAACUUUUCAUUCUUUAAAAUUUUCUUUUAUUACUUUUUAGAGAGUGAAAAUGGUGGACAAUAGUGAGAAAAAUGAAACAAUAUCAAGUGUUGUACAUUAUUGUAGAGUAUGUAAGAGGGGGUUUAGUUCUGCUGGAGCUCUUGGUGGGCACAUGAGAUCUCAUGGAGUAGGGGAUACUAGUAGAAACUAUGGGGAAGACAUUAGUGAACAAAGAUUUAUGAUCAACAACAACUUUAGAAGGGAUAAUAAACAAGAGGGACAAAAACAUUCGUAUAAUCUUCGUGCUAAUUCUAAUCGAUUAUUUGGUAAUCGAGCUAGUGAAGAUCGUGAUAGAAAGUCCUCGAUGUGGCCUCCUAAUGAUCGUGGGAAAUAUGUCACAGAUGAAACUUUAACUUUAUCACCAAUGUCAUCGCCUGGAUCAUCAGAUGUUGAAAGAAAUGUUCUAUCAUAUAAUGCAAAAUCGGAGUACUAUGGUCAUGAUAAGGAUCAAUGUGAUUUGAGAGAAGAUGAAGAUGAAGAUCUAGCGAAUUGUUUGGUCAUGUUGUCGAACAAAUCUUAUGAUUUGUCCGAUAACAACAAGGAGGUCAAAAACAAGGCUAAAGAAGUUGAAAAAGGGUUAUUCCAAUGUAAAGCAUGUAUGAAAAUCUUUAAUUCCCACCAAGCUUUGGGAGGACAUAGAGCGAGUCACAAGAAAGUUAAAGGAUGUUAUGCUGCUAAACUUGACGACAAUAAUAACAACAACAAUAAUGAUACUGAUAUCGAUGAAGACUCAAUCUCUCCUACUGAUUUAAUUUUACAUCAAGAAUCUAACUCUUUUCAAUCCCACUUUCCAUCAUCAUCGGGCUCGUUUUCAAGAAAGAGAUCAAGGGUUCAUCAAUGCUCGAUUUGUCAUCGAGUUUUUUCAUCUGGACAAGCCUUGGGCGGACACAAAAGAUGUCACUGGCUAACAUCAAGUUUGCCAGAGACUACAUUCAUACCAACUUUUCAAGAAAUCCAAUAUCACAACCAAGAACAACUAUUCAACAAGCCAAUGUUUACCAACUCUGAUCAACCACUAGACCUAAAUUUCCCAGCACAACUAGGCAAUGCUGCUGAAGUUGGGCAGCAAUGCAAUCCAUUUGAACAUGAAGGCCCAAGAAGCUAUCUCCAGCUAUGGACAGACCAAGAAGUUGAUACUAAUAAUCUAAAUCUGAGUCUAAAUCAGAAGUCCAAAGUUUCAACAGAAGAUUUGAGUAGGGAAGAAAAUUAUAAGGCUAAGGAAGCAAAGUUGAGUAACCUUAAAGAUGUGAAUUUGGAUGGAGGAUCUUCUUGGUUACAAGUUGGAAUUGGUCCAACCCCAGAUAUAGUAGCAACCCUCUAAGGUUAGCAUAAUAGUCAUUGUUUUGUAAGCCACAAAAUAGUUAAUAUAUUAUACACUCAGUCCCAAUUUAUAGACAAUUUUUUCCUGUGGGAUGUCCCAAAAUGUUUAAAAUAUUUAC
This is a messenger RNA of Nicotiana tabacum (common tobacco), 1538 nucleotides long. RefSeq names its product zinc finger protein ZAT9-like. The record is from RefSeq and is a predicted model, not a curated record. Lineage: Eukaryota; Viridiplantae; Streptophyta; Magnoliopsida; Solanales; Solanaceae.